AUGACUUCCACGGCAGACCGACUGGCCCAUCAGCAGGACAGGGAACAAGGCGCUGGCACUAACCAGAAGGCAGUGAAGUUCUCCCAACAGGAUUAUGAGACUCUGCGCCAGCAGUGUCUGGAGCGUGGAUGCCUGUUUGAGGACAGCUGCUUUCCAGCUGAGCGUAAAUCACUGGGCUACAAUGAGCUGGGACCAUACUCACCCAAAACCAGGGGCAUUGUCUGGAAAAGGCCAACGGAGCUGUGCUCAAACCCAAAGUUCAUUGAUGAUGGAGCCACAAGAACGGACAUUUGCCAGGGAGCUCUGGGUGACUGCUGGCUUCUGGCUGCAAUCGCCUCUCUGACUCUAGACCAGCGGAUCCUGACUCGCGUGGUUCCCCAUGGACAGAGUUUCACUGAAGGUUAUGCUGGGAUAUUUCACUUCCAGUUUUGGCAGUUUGGUGAGUGGGUGGACGUUGUGGUCGAUGACCGUUUACCUACCAGAGAGGGAAAGCUGCUGUUCGUUCACUCAGCGGAGGGCGCAGAGUUUUGGAGCGCGCUGCUCGAGAAGGCCUACGCCAAGGUGAAUGGCUGCUAUGAGGCCCUGUCAGGAGGAAACACUAUUGAGGGUUUUGAAGAUUUCACAGGAGGGAUCGCAGAAGUCUACACCUUAGGCAACGCUCCAUCAAACCUCUUCCAACGUAUGCAGAGAGCCCUGAAACUGGGAUCACUGAUGGGUUGCUCUAUCAAUAUCACCAAUGCCUAUGAGACAGAGGCAGUGACAGUUCGCAAACUUGUCAAAGGACAUGCGUACUCAGUCACUGGUGCAGAGGAGGUUGAUUAUCGUGGAAGGCCAGUUCAACUGGUCCGCCUCAGGAACCCAUGGGGUCAGGUGGAGUGGACUGGGUCUUGGAGUGAUCGAUCCAGCGAAUGGAGCCAUAUUAGUGAAGAUCAGAAAUCAAAGUUGAACCACGUGGCUGAGGAUGGAGAGUUCUGGAUGUCUUAUUCAGACUUCAUGAGGCAGUUCUCCAGUCUGGAGAUCUGUAACUUGACCCCAGACACGCUGAUGAGCGACGAUGUGGGCCACUGGAACAACUACCAGUUUGAAGGGAUGUGGAGGGUGGGCUCCACCGCUGGCGGCUGCCGCAAUUACACAGCCACGUUCUCAUCCAACCCUCAGUUCAUGGUGCGUCUGGAGGAUGUGGAUGAUGACCCACUGGACGGAGAGGAUGGGUGCACCUUUCUGGUGGGGCUGAUGCAAAAGGACGGUCGACAGCAGAGGAGGCUUAACCGCAAUCUUCAGACCAUUGGUUAUGCCAUUUAUGAGGUCCCAGAUCAGUACAAAGGCUGCAGCAAUGUUCACCUGGGUCCAGACGUGCUGCUGCUACAGAGAGCUGUGGCCAGGAGCAGCACUUUCAUCAACACACGGGAAGUGUGUGACCGCUUUAAACUUCCUCCAGGAGAAUACGCCAUAGUCCCCUCCACCUUUGAGCCUCACAAGAAUGGCAGCUUUCUUCUCAGAGUGUUCUCAGAGAAACAGGCUGCAACCAGUCCACUGGAGGAGAACAUUGAAGCUCAAAUAGAGGAGGAGGAGGUGUCUGAGAGUGAUGUGGAUCCUCAUUUCAAGCACCUCUUCAAGCAAAUUGCUGGCAAUGACAUGGAGGUAUCAGUCUUUGAACUGGUUCGAAUUUUGAACAAUGUCGUCUCUCACCGGUCUGACAUCAAAACAGACGGCUUCAGCCUCGAGACAGGCCGUCUCAUUGUCAGUCUGCUGGAUAAAGAUGAGAGUGCCAUGCUGGGCCUGAUGGAAUUCCACUUGCUUUGGAGCAAAAUCCAGAAAUACCUGAAGAUCUUCAAGAAUCACGACACAGACAACUCAGGCACCAUGAGCUCCCACGAAAUGAGAGGCGCUGCCACUGAAGCAGGUUUCCACGUCAACAGUACCGUGCUGCAGGCCAUUGUCAGUCGUUAUGCCGAUGCUCAGUACGCCAUAGAUUUUGACAGUUUUGUCGGCUGUCUCAUUAAACUGGAAAUGCUCUUCAAAAUGUUUAAGACUCUGGAGAAAGCUGACACAGGGAAGAUUGAGCUGGAUAUGCAACAGUGGCUGUGCUUGGCGAUCUACUUUCUUGAUAUGUCUGGAAUGGCAAAUCGACUUAAGCACAACCGAGACAAAUCACAUGGGAUAGGAUCCAACAGCCAGGCGGUGAAAUACCUCAACCAGGACUAUGAAGAGCUGAAGAGAUGCUGUCUGGAGCAAGGGCGGCUAUUUGAGGAUGAGUACUUUGAGGCUUUUCCCUCAUCCUUAGGCUUCAAAGACCUUGGACCAAACUCCUACAAAAUACGGGGCGUCACCUGGAAAAGGCCCACGCAAUUGUGCAACAAUCCAAAGUUCAUAGUUAAAAAUGCAACCAGGACUGACAUUUGCCAAGGAGCACUUGGUGACUGCUGGCUCCUGGCAGCUAUCGCCUCUUUGACCCUCAACAAACAGGUUUUGUCUCGUGUUGUCCACCAUGACCAAAGCUUUGAUGAAGAGUACGCUGGCAUCUUUCACUUUGAGUUCUGGCAGUUUGGUGAGUGGGUGGAUGUGGUGGUUGAUGACCGCUUGCCUACCAGAGAUGGAGAGCUGCUGUUUGUUCACUCAGCAGAGGGCUCAGAGUUUUGGAGCGCACUGCUGGAGAAGGCCUAUGCCAAGCUAAACGGAUGCUACGAGGCUCUUUCUGGAGGCACCACCACUGAGGGUUUUGAGGACUUUACUGGAGGCAUUGCUGAGAGGCAUGAUCUGAACAGGGCAGAUCCCCACCUCUUCCAUAUCAUUCAGAAGGCUUUGGAUAGAGGUUCACUACUGGGAUGCUCCAUCGAUGUUUGUUUGAGCUUUUUAUUUCACUCUCAUGUUGUUGGUGUCUUUAUAAUAUCUGGCCGUCUUUAGUUUACAAGCCUUUCCUCUCCAUCACAGAUUACCAGCGCCUCUGACUCAGAAGCUGUCACAUAUCGCAAACUGGUGAAGGGCCAUGCCUACUCUGUGACCGGAGCGGAGCAGGUGAGCUUCAGAGGAGACAUGGAGAAACUGAUCAGGAUUAGAAACCCAUGGGGUCAGGUGGAGUGGAAUGGAGCCUGGAGUGACACGUCGUCUGAGUGGAGAUAUGUGAGCAGCGAUGACCUGGAGAGGCUGCACGACCGUUGUGAGGAUGGGGAGUUCUGGAUGUCAUUUAACGAAUUCCUGCGCCAAUAUUCUCGCCUUGAGAUCUGCAACCUCACCCCUGAUGCUCUCACGGGCGAUGAGUUCAAGAAAUGGGCAGAGAUAGAGUUUGAGGAGACGUGGAGAAGGGGCGUGUCAGCUGGUGGUUGCAGAAAUUAUCCACAUUCCUUCUGGAUGAAUCCACAAUUUGCCAUAAAGCUGGAGGAGGCCGAUGAUGACCCUGAUGACGGUGAGGAUGGCUGCACCUUCAUUGUGGGCUUGAUGCAAAAGAACAAGCGCCGUAAUAGGAAAAUGGGGCAGGACAUGGACACCAUCGGCUUUGCUAUCUAUGAGCUGCCUGAGGAGUUCCACGGACAAAGGCAAGUGCACCUGGAUAAAAACUUCUUCUUACGCAACUGCUCAAAGGCGCGCUCUGAGACAUUCAUCAACCUGCGAGAAGUAUGCAACCGCUUUUGUCUUCCCCCUGGAGAAUACCUCAUCAUCCCCUCUACCUUUGAGCCCAACCAUGACGGAGACUUUUACGUGCGGGUUUUCUCUGAGAAGCCGGCUGAUUUCCAAGAGAUUGAUGAUCCUGUUGACUGCCACGUUGAGAAGAUUGACAUUGAUGAAGAUGACAUCAGCGACAGAUUCAAAAGACUGUUUGGACAACUUGCUGGACAUGAUGUGGAAAUUUCUGCGUUCGAGCUGCAGAGAAUCCUCAACAGAGUGAUUGUGCGGAGAGAUGACAUCAAAACCACUGGGUUUAGCCUGUCAACUUGCCGCAACAUGGUCAAUCUGCUGGAUAAAGAUGGAAGCGGCAAGCUGGGAUUGGUGGAAUUCAAGAUCUUGUGGACAAAGAUUGAGAAGUUCCUGGAUCUGUACAAAGAGAGAGACGCAGACCAAAGUGGCUGUAUGAGCUCCUCUGAGAUGCGGAUGGCUGUUCAGGCUGCAGGUUUCUCUCUCAACAAUGCUCUGCAUCAGAUAAUUGUGGCCCGCUACAGUGAACCAAACCUCACCAUUGACUUCGACAACUUUGUGUGCUGCAUGAUCCGCUUGGAGUCACUCUUCAACACCUUCAAGUCCCUGGACGAGAAGGAGUCUGGCAGGAUAGAGUUGCAUUUUAUGGAGUGGAUUGAUCUGGCAAUGUUGUAGAGGAGCUCUCACUAUUGAAGAAUCAUCAUAUCUGAUUAUUUGCAUGUUUUCAGUUAGACUUUAGUUAUUGUUCAGUUUUUGUUUUUUGGUGAACUUAAUCAGUGGAUUUCUGAUCUUGGGGGAAAAUAAUGUCUAUGAGUUUGAUUAUUAUACACUAACAUAAUAAAACCACAGUGUCCCAAAAA
Molecule: messenger RNA, 4490 nt
Organism: Plectropomus leopardus (leopard coralgrouper)
Lineage: Eukaryota; Metazoa; Chordata; Actinopteri; Perciformes; Serranidae
Product: calpain-2 catalytic subunit-like
Biological process (GO): proteolysis
Cellular component (GO): cytoplasm
Molecular function (GO): calcium-dependent cysteine-type endopeptidase activity; calcium ion binding
Source: RefSeq, a predicted model, not a curated record